UGUGUUGAUGUUGUAAACCGGCGGCCGGCCUCCCUCCUCGGCCCCGCUCCCCUCGGUGUGUCGGUGUGUGUAUAUAAAGGUUCCGGAGGAUGUGGUCCCGCUGAGCACCGGGAGGACCAUGAAGCCGUUCGCUGUGAUGCUGCUGCUGCUACUGGCCGCCGCGGACCUGUCCGGUACCGGCGCUCCGCCGCUCGGGGGGCCGGGACUCGGCUUCUCUCCGCCGGUCCCCGCCUCCCCCUCCGCCCCGCCGCUCCUCCUCCUCCCGCAGCCCCGGGCGGAGUACGGGGCGUCCGAUGUGGCCGUGGCCCGGUCCGCCGUGGAGGAGCCGUCCGGUCCCGGAGAAGGGGAGGAGGACGGGAACCCUCAUCAUCACGGCGGCGGGUACCGGGUGGUCCAGUGGGAGUGGAGCUACGUGCAGACCCCCUACAUCAUCGCCACCUGGCUACUGGUGGCCAGUGUGGCCAAGAUCUUGUUUCACUUCUCUCAGCGGUUCACCACGGUGGUCCCGGAGAGCUGCAUGCUGAUCCUGCUGGGUCUGGUUUUGGGCGGGGUGGUCCUCAUAGCCAAUAAGAAGCAGCUGUACCAGCUAGAGCCCGCCCUCUUCUUCCUCUUCCUGCUGCCGACCAUCGUGGGCGACGCCGGCUACUUCAUGCCGGCUCGCCUCUUCUUCGACAACCUGGGGGCCAUCCUGACGUACGCCGUGGUGGGGACGCUGUGGAACGCCUUCUGCACCGGCUUCUGCCUGUACGCCGCCAAGCUGCUGGGGGUCAUAGAUGAGCGCGUACAGGCCAACCUGAUGGACUUCCUGCUGUUCGGGGCUCUGAUCUCGGCCGUGGACCCGGUGGCCGUGCUCGCCGUGUUCGAGGAGGUCCACGUGAACGACACGCUCUUCAUCAUCGUCUUCGGAGAGUCGCUGGUCAAUGACGCUGUCACCGUGGUUUUAUAUAAAGUCUACAUCUCCUUUGUGGAAGUGGGAGUGGACAACGUUCAGACGGCAGAUUACUUCAAAGGAGUUGCAUCCUUCCUCAUCGUCAGCAUCGGCGGGACUCUGGUGGGUCUGGUGUUCGCCGUCAUGCUCGGCUUCAUCACUCGCUUCACCAAGAAGGUUCGGAUCAUCGAGCCGCUCUUUGUCUUCCUGCUGGUCUACCUGGCCUACCUCACCGCCGAGCUCUUAUCCCUGUCCGCAAUUCUAUCAAUGACCUUCUGUGGUAUCGGUGCCAACAAAUACGUGGAGGCCAACAUCUCCCAGAAGUCCCGGACCACAGUGAAGUACACGAUGAAGACAUUGGCCAGCAUCGCAGAGACAAUCAUCUUCAUCUUCCUGGGCAUCUCAGCAGUGGACAAGUCCAAGUGGGCCUGGGACACCGGCCUGGUGUCCUGCACGCUCGUCUUCAUAUUUGUCUUCAGAGCCGCAGGUGUGAUUGGUCAGACCUGGGUCCUGAACCGCUUCCGCCUCGUCCCGUUGGACAAGAUUGACCAGGUGGUGAUGUCAUACGGCGGCCUGCGAGGUGCUGUGGCGUUCGCCCUGGUGGUGCUACUGGAUGGCGAGCAGGUCAAGGCCAAGGACUACUUUGUCGCCACGACGAUUGUGGUUGUCUUCUUCACCGUCAUGUUUCAGGGUCUGACUAUUAAACCUCUCGUUGACUGGCUCAAAGUUCCUCGUUCCACCAACAGGAAGCCGACGAUCAAUGAGGAGAUCCACGAGAGGGCCUUUGACCACACCCUGGCAGCAGUGGAGGACAUAGCAGGACUUCAGGGAUACCACCACUGGAGAGACAAGUGGGAGCAGUUUGAUAAGAACUACCUGAGUAAGCUGCUGCUGAGGAAGUCUGUGUACAGGAAGAGUGAACUGUGGGAGGCUUACCAGAAGAUCAACAUCCGAGACGCCAUCAGUGUCAUCGACCAGGGGGGGAACGUCCUGACCUCAGCCAGACUGUCCCUGCCCUCCAUGGCCAGCAGAGCCUCGUUCCCCGAAGUCACCAAUGUCACCAACUACCUGCGUGAGAAUGGCAGCGGUGUGUGUCUGGACCUCCAAGUGAUCGAUAAUGUGCCUGGAGCCAAAGUGGAGGAAGAGAGCGAGACGCAUCACUUCCUGUCAGGGAACCUGUACAAGCCCAGGAGACGUUACCAGUCCCACUACAGCAGACACUUCAUGCCUCUGGGGGAGAAGGAGCGCCAGGACCGAGAGGUGUUCCAGAGGAACAUGAGGAGCCGCAUGGAGAACUUCAAGUCCACCCGACACAAACGCCACAAGAAGGACCGCAACCUCAAGAAGCGCCGAGGAUCUGACUCCAGAGAAGAGGGCGGAGACAAGCCACGCCGCAACGUCAGCUGGCACGACAAGAACCCGGUGGUGGUUCCUGUGGAGUCCGAGGAGGACAAAGGACAUUCAGACCCUGAGAAGGACGAGGACGUGGGGAUCACCUUCGUAGCUCGUCAGGUGGAGACACCAACACAACGAUCAGUCCCAGCCGCCCUGGAUGGCGGUCAGAGUCCCCCCCUGCCCCCCUCCUCCCCCCACCUUCCGUGGAAGGGCAGCGUGGGCUCCCCCCCCCCCUGUGUGUCCGUGGAGGCCACCAAGAUCAUCCCCGUGGACCUCCAGCAGGCCUGGAACCAGAGCAUCUCCUCCCUGGAGAGCAUCUCCUCCCCGCCGGCCCCCGCCGAGCCGCUGCACCCGCGGGUCAGUGCCCUGUCCAGAGUGGGAGGGGCCCGCCCGGCCUCCUACACGCCACCGGGCAGCACCUCCUCCAUCGGAGCUCAGGUGGCCCAGGGUUCCUUCUGCUUCCUGCAGAAGAAAGAGGAGGAAGAGGAGGACGAGGUAGAUGGGGGGGCUAGAGCGUUGCAGGAGAUGCAGCCCCUCAUGUCGCCUCUGAGGCCUCCUGGCUCCUUGCCGCCCCCCCCGCAAGGCUCCGCCCCCGGCUCUGGGAGGAGGAGGAACCCUUGCGUCUACCUGAGGAGCCUAGUGGCAGCGCCUCCAGCUGUCAGCGAGCCGCACAGUCGAGGGCCCACCCAGCUGUGACCUCUGGUCCCAGAUCAGCCCCCACCAGCGGAGCGGCAGCUACACACACACACACACAC
This is a messenger RNA of Pungitius pungitius (ninespine stickleback), 3078 nucleotides long. RefSeq names its product solute carrier family 9 member A5 (gene slc9a5). Bases 119 to 3019 code for a protein of 966 amino acids. The transcript is spliced from 16 exons. Gene Ontology annotation, molecular function: potassium:proton antiporter activity; sodium:proton antiporter activity. The record is from RefSeq and is a predicted model, not a curated record. Gene Ontology annotation, biological process: sodium ion import across plasma membrane; regulation of intracellular pH; potassium ion transmembrane transport. Lineage: Eukaryota; Metazoa; Chordata; Actinopteri; Perciformes; Gasterosteidae. Gene Ontology annotation, cellular component: plasma membrane.